This is a messenger RNA of Anopheles arabiensis, 1575 nucleotides long. RefSeq lists its product as uncharacterized. The transcript has 4 exons. Bases 136 to 846 code for a protein of 236 amino acids. The record is from RefSeq and is a predicted model, not a curated record. NCBI's taxonomy places the organism in Eukaryota, Metazoa, Arthropoda, Insecta, Diptera, Culicidae.
UCGAUAGAUCUUUAAUAACGCACAAAGUAGCCACCGCUCUCGGGUAGGAUUAAAGCAUUCAAGUGGAGUUAAACUCGUUGACACUCUUGCGUAGUGGUACGAAUCCAGUGGAACUAUCUGGAAACAGAAAUCCGAAUGGAAGCGGUAUCACACCACGAGGCGUACAUACGCUGCUCGUGGGCUUUCCGGUUUGUAUGCCUGGCGCUCCCGUUAAUCAUCCAUCUGCAGGCAACGAGCCCGCUAGACUACGUGCACGGGAAGGCAAGUUCCGUUGCCAUGGAACCCGAUAUUGCUUCCGCCAUAUUCGUCAUCAGCGCCAGCCUAGCGAUAAGCCGCGUCCUCGCAAAGGCCAUACCUUUCUACACGGACGAACAGCAGCGGGGCGAGGAAGAAGAUGCGGAACGGAGGAGAAAGCCAACAUUAAAGGUUGAAACCAUGAUGAUUUGUCUGAUAAUGGUUCUUGGUAAUAUUGUGUGUUGUGACUUUGCACUGCGGUUAGUGUGGAUCCCGGUACAGUAUCUGUUGUGGUGGAUCUGCAAGCACAAACUUUUGACACUGGUGGUGAAGACGGUUUUAUUUUUUGUUAAAGAUUUUACAGCCUUUCGCCCGUACUAUUUGAAGGCGUUGGCUAAUUCGAGCUCUAGAAGAGGAUUCCAGUUUCUACGUCUUGUGACCGCUCUGAAAAUUCUUCACUCGGUUGUAGCUCGGCUAGAAGAAUAUCCGAAGCAGAUCGCACUUCGUGACAGAAGUUAUCCUCCAGCCCCAUCCGUCGUUGCCGAACCGGAAGGCACGGAGGAGGCAAAUGUUUCUGAAAAAGUAACUAGCAAACCACCCCCGACGUCCUAAAUGACUUCCCUCAAGUCGCUCAUUCUUGCGCUGGCGGUUCAUUUGGGGCACAAAAUUCCAGUAUUCGUAUGGUGUAAGCCGCCGUGGACGUGCAAGUCGACCUACUGCCGAGUUCGGAGAUUUUUAAUCGUAUCUUCGAGCAUCAUAUGGCUUUCGAAGCUGACGAUCUUUUCGGCCAAAUAUCGGCGGCAGCUUCCGACGUACGUCCAGGUUGUAGUCGAAACCUUGCUAAAUUUGGCCAUUAUUGAAGGCGCUCAAGUGCUGGUCUGGUGCGCUCUGGAGCAUCACAUCUCUAAAGUCAUAUCGGCACUGCAAACUGUCAACCUCUAUCAGGAUGCGGGUGGAGACAUCCUGAUGGAGGUGCUGCUCACCGUCCUAGCUUUCGCGACCGCGUUCUUUAGCACCACCGGGACGGGUUAUUGGACGCAAACGGUGCGCUGGACGGGUCGGAAGUGGAGUGCUUUCAUGUCGACAAUUUUUGGCCCCAAACCGGAUCUCACGGGGCACAUUGACAACUCAUUAGCGCUAGGGAUGGCACAGGAGCUUAUGCUAGCUCAAAAUGAAGAAGGAUACGUACCGCCGAAAAGAAGUAGAAAUCGAAGGACUAGAUCUGUGUCGCGAUUACGUCCAAGACGCACCAUUCGUACAAGAUCAAUGUCGAGAAUGGGCAGAUAAGGGAUUGAAUGAUGAUUUUGUUUCCAAAUAAAUAAACCGUUUCAGUUUGUUUCA